Molecule: messenger RNA, 2583 nt
Organism: Vollenhovia emeryi
Lineage: Eukaryota; Metazoa; Arthropoda; Insecta; Hymenoptera; Formicidae
Exons: 1
Coding region: 804-2198 (464 amino acids)
Source: RefSeq, a predicted model, not a curated record
AAUGUCCCUAUGGAAAAUUUGUCGAAGGAACAGUGGGGGGCAUACCGUAGCGCCACACACUGUCACAUAUGCGAGAAACCAUUCGCACAGGGUGACGAUAGAGUACGUGACCAUUGCCAUCUAACCAGACGAUAUAGAGGCCCCGCGCAUUCUAAUUGUAAUUUAAAUUACAAAGAUGCAUAUUUCAUUCCAAUCGUUUUCCAUAAUUUAUCAGGCUAUGACGCACAUUUCAUAACUAAAGAAAUCGCUACAGCGUUCGAGGGCACGGUUGAUGUAUUACCCAUAACGAAGGAAACAUACAUUUCCUUUACAAAAAAUGUAAAAAAUACCAUAGAAAACUCAAAGCGACAAAAUUGUAUAAAGCUGCGAUUUAUUGACUCAUAUAAAUUUUUGAGUACUAGCCUCGAUAGAUUGGCAUCGUUUCUCCAUAGAGACCAAUUAAAAAUUGUACAAUCUGAGUUUUCAAAAUUAUCCAGCGACGAUUUCAAUCUAUUGACACGAAAAGGUAUAUUUCCAUAUGAAUAUGUGGAUUGCGCGGACAAGCUGCAGGACUCGCGUCUACCUCCGCGCGAGUCAUUUUUCAGUUCUCUGACCGGUGACACCGUAUCAGAGAGCGAUUACGUGCGCGCCGAGAAUGUCUGGAAACGAUUCUCCAUCCAAACCCUAGGCGACUACAACGAUUUAUAUCUAAAGAUCGAUGUCUUGUUAUUGGCCGAUAUUUUUGAAAAUUUUCGCGAUAGUAGCAUCAACAGUUAUGGAUUAGAUCCCGCGUAUAUACUUUGCCUGGUUUCACGUAGGACGCCAUGCUGAAACACACGCGCAUAAAUUUCGAGCUGCUCACAGACAUUGACAUGGUCAUGUUUGUGGAACGCAGUAUACGCGGUGGUUUGAGCCAGUGCUCGAAUAGAUACGCUCGAGCCAAUAACAAGUACAUGCAGUCUUACGAUCCAUCGAAACCAUCCUCGUACCUGAUGUACUUUGAUGUUAAUAAUUUGUAUGGUUGGGCGAUGUGUCAGCCACUGCCUUACGCGAAUUUUCGAUGGAUCGAAGAUAUUACGAAUUUCGACGCGAGCGCAAUCGCCGCGGACUCAUCGACAGGUUACAUUCUCGAGGUCGAUCUCGAGUAUCCGCAGCAUCUUCACGACGCGCACACUGACCUACCGUUCUGUCCGACGCGCGAUAAGCCGCCAGGCAAGCGGCAGGAAAAGCUACUUGCGACUGUGUAUGAUAAGAAGCGUUACGUCAUACACUACCACAACCUGCAACAGUGCACGCGUCAUGGGCUUCGCGUGACAAAAAUACAUCGCGUAUUGGAGUUCUCGCAAUCUCCAUGGCUUCGCAAAUAUAUCGAGCUUAAUACUCAGUUUAGAACACGCGCGACAAACGAUUUCGAAAAAAACUUAUACAAAUUAAUGAACAACGCGGUAUUCGGUAAAACUAUGGAAAACGUGCGGAAUCACGUCGACGUUAAACUUGUAACUAAAUGGGACGGUCGCUACGGUGCCGAGACGAUGAUCUCCAAACCGAAUUUUCAUAGUCGCAGCAUUGUUUCCGAAAAUUUAAUCGCCGUGGAGUUGCUAAAACUUGAGGUAAAAUUCAACAAGCCGAUCUACGUGUGUAUGUGCAUCCUCGACAUAUCCAAGAUCUGCUUGUAUGAAUUUCACCAUGAAUAUAUGUUACCGAUGUAUCGCGAGCAAUGUAAAAUCAUGUAUACGGAUACCGACAGUCUCAUAUACCACAUCAAGUGCGAGGAUGUAUAUGAGACGAUGAAACGCGAUAUACAUAUACGAUUCGACACGAGCGAUUAUCCUGUAGAUAACGCAUACGGUAUACCGCUAGUAAAUAAGAAAGUCCCCGGUCUAAUGAAAGACGAGAAUAAUGGUGCGAUAAUGACGGAAUUCGUCGGACUCAGAGCGAAAAUGUACGCGUUGCGAGUCGAUGGUAAGAAAGAUACGAAGAAGGCUAAAGGUGUCAAAAGCAACGUGGUAGCGCGAACGAUAACAUUCGACGAUUACACGCAUUGUCUGCGAGACGAGAUAGAAAUGACUCGCCGACAAACUUGUAUAAGAUCGAAACUGCAUGAGGUGUACACUAUAGCCGAGACGAAAAUCGCUCUGAGUCCAUACGACGACAAACGAUACAUCAUGCCCGAUUCUACAGAAACGCUGCCAUGGGGACAUUACCGAAUACCUUUAUAAUAUAUUCACAGUAUUAUUGUACAUUAUAGGAUAGUAAUAAGUCUAUUCACAUGUAAAAUAAAUGACACAACUAUAUAUGUAUAUAUGUAUAUAUGUAUUUAAUAUAUUCAUAUACAUGUUUAAUAGAAUAAAUACAUUCUUUAAAAAUUAAACCACAUUGUUCUUAUCUAUCCACGAGUUAUGCGAUCCAUCGAAUCCCAACCAUUUCACAUAAACCUUGUCACCCUUCCUGCGCAGUACCUUUUCCACAAGAUACACAUCUGGGUUAGUGGCACGAUGCAACUCGUACUCGUAGAACGCUCCUGCAACGGGUUCUCCGCGAUAAUCCUCGAGUAGAUACGUUACGGGAUUAGUGUGUUGUACUGUAACGAUCUUAAACACCUCG